AUGAUUACGAACCAGAUUGGUAUAGUUAUCUUAGGCAUAGCUUUGCUUUUAUCCUUACGGGAUAUUUAUGGACAUUCCAAAGAUGAAUACGAUGAUAAUGAGGUGUUUAAGAAGGAAUUCGAUGACGAAAAAAUUGGCGAGAAUUUUGAGGAUGCAGACAACAUUAGAGUUAGGCAAGGAUCAGCUCACUUCACUGCACCACCACAUACUACUAAGAAACUUCCCAGCAUGAAUGUUUCUUGCGGUUAUCGACAAGCAUUUGAUGAAUUUUCCCGUUACAUUCAUGAAAAGUAUCCUUCAAUGAAAAUUGAUGGCGCCAAUCACUCACCUGAAGUAUGGAAACACGUUUUGGCUCAGAUUAUUGGACUGGGGAAGAUUGUUCUCAUUGUAUUGAUCGUGAUGGGGCAAGAUCCGUUCGCGUCGAUCGGACAGCCGACCCCGCGCAUUUUCUCAUGGGCUCUGAGCAAUAAAGUUUCAUCGUGCAUGAUGUUGUUUCUUCUUUCUAAUACUAUCGAAAGCUCUCUUAUGUCAACGGGAGCGUUCGAGAUUUACUUGGGUGAUGAACAGAUAUGGUCGAAGCUUGAAAGUGGACGAGUGCCAUCACCAUCAGAGCUAGUUCAAAUUGUUGACCAACAAAUGGAAUUGCAAGGUGUAAAAGUUCCCGAUACAUUUGCAUUUGAUUCGUCUUCAUGA
Acanthocheilonema viteae is the source of this 693-nucleotide messenger RNA. NCBI's taxonomy places the organism in Eukaryota, Metazoa, Nematoda, Chromadorea, Rhabditida, Onchocercidae. The record is from the annotation of a GenBank genome assembly.